Messenger RNA from Meyerozyma guilliermondii ATCC 6260, 3099 nucleotides. RefSeq names its product Axl1p (gene AXL1). The transcript has a single exon. Gene Ontology annotation, molecular function: metal ion binding; metalloendopeptidase activity. Bases 1 to 3099 code for a protein of 1032 amino acids. The record is from RefSeq and is a predicted model, not a curated record. Lineage: Eukaryota; Fungi; Ascomycota; Pichiomycetes; Serinales; Debaryomycetaceae. Gene Ontology annotation, biological process: proteolysis.
AUGGCAGAGUUCAGGCUUCCUCUAGGUCAAAGUAAAAAUGAAUAUAAGCUCUCAGUGCUUCCUGAUGGAUUGAAAAUACUAUUUAUAUCGUCGCCUAAUAUUGAAUAUUUUUCUAUGGCAGUUUCAAUUCGUUCUGGUUCUCUCAAUGAUCCACCAGAUUUACCAGGGUUAGCACACCUCUGUGAACACAUGUUGUUUACUGGAACAAAGCAAUAUCCAAAAAGUGGACAUUUCUAUACAACUCUCGCAGAGGCAGGAGGAGAUGCCAAUGCAUUUACUACUGGAAUAUUAACAAAUUACUUUAUGGAAAUUCCUAUAAACUCAAUCAAACGAACACAAUUAGUUGACAACUUUACCAGUUUCUUCGAGAAUCCUCUUUUUAAAAAAAAUGGAAUGAUGCUGGAAAUAAUUGCAAUCGAAGAAGAACAUGCUUUGAAUCGUACAUCGAAGCUGAAAAUUCUCUAUUAUGGCAUGAAACUUGUGGCAGAUGAUUCACAUCCUUUUACACAAUUUUACACUGGCAACAUUGAGUCUCUUUAUACAACACCCAAAAGAAAUGGAAUCCCUGUUCGCAAACGCUUGGAAGAGUAUUUUUGCAACCAUUACACACUGUCCAAUAUCAGCCUUGUAGUUCAAGGUCCCGAACCAUUAGAUUUGCUACAGAAGCAAGUGAAGACUAAAUUCAGUUCCAAGAAACCAGUUAUUUCAUCAAUUCAUGAUUUUGCAUUUCCUAAGCAUCAGCGUUCCAAAUGUCUUUGGGUGCAAAAUGAUACUGCAAGUUGCAUCAGGAUAUUUUAUUCUGUUCACUGUGACGAUAAUAAGCCCAAGUUAAACCUCUUUUUGAGAGUUUGGACGACUCUAUUAGGAGACGAAGCAAGAGGAACCGUCUGUGAGUAUUUAAUGCGGACGAAUCUCAUAGUGGGUUUGACAUGCCAUGUGCAAGCUUUGGACUAUAAUGAACAAUUGUUGGUGGUUGACAUAACUCCUUCUCACAGAGGCUACUUGAGAGUCAGCAACAUCGCCCAUAUCAUACUGGAGUAUAUCCUUUCCAUAACAGACCAUGAUUUGAACAGUCUUGGAGUAGUGCUCGAAGAAAAGUCAAAUCAAGAAAAAACAUCGUAUAACUUUCGAGAGUCCCAGGAAAGUUGCAUGAACGAAUUAAGUGGUAUAGCCGAGACUUUAGCACUCUCUUUUGAUACCAUUAAAACAAAAAACAUAAUUCGUGGCUAUGAUGAUUGGGAUGAUAUUAUGCUGGGAACCAGUUGGACUUCAAGAGCAAAAGAGUUUGUCACUUGUUCCGGAAAAAUCUUGGAGCCUGGUAGAAUGAACUUGAUUAUCAUGGGAAAGAAGAACCCAAAUAUUCAAGAUCUUUAUGGAGACCAUAUUGAUAGUGGAGUUCACCCUCAGUUUGACUUUGAGUAUGAACGGCAUUAUUUGAACCCUAAACUUUUUCAAGAAAAUACAACACUGGGCUUCAGGCGAGACUACAGUCGAGACUCCAGUCAAGACUCCAAUCAAAGUUUGUUCAAACAAGUUCAACUCGAACAGUCCCAAAGUUCCAGUAAAAUUUUAAUGCCCAGUAGUCAGCCAGUUCAGUGCUUGAAGCUGCCGAAUUUAGAGAUGUGGACCGACUCUUACGAAGAAGUUUCCGGUUGCAAAGUCAGACUAUCAUUCCAGAUAUUAUUCACAACGUUAUCCCGUACAGCCAAAACCGACGUAAUGCUUGAUUUGUUGAGCAACAUUAUUGGAAAUACAUUGCGGCAUGAAUUAUACAAGGUUGAAGAAUUGGGAGUCGAAUGGAGCAUAUGUCCAAAUCUCAACUACCAAAACAGCUUAUCCUUCAAUGUUUCUGGCUUGAAGGAUUUCAUUCAAGAUGCGUUAAAGUUGCUAUUAGACGGCACUUUAAGCAUAAUCGAAAUGGUUACCACCAUUUCAAACACCGAGUUGCGAAGAGCCCGAACACAAGUAAGACAUUGCUAUGAUGAGUUUGGUGAUGUUUCUGGAUUGAAACAGGUCUUAUCUGUUUCAUACUACUUGCUUGAACCAGCGAUACAUUCUCUUGAUGAGAGAAUUGAAAUUUUGGAAGUGGUGGAUAUUUGCACAAUUCAGAAAUUUUGCAACCAUUUGAAAAAUUCCCUCAAAUAUUUGAAAGUGCUCAUGAGUGGAUUUGUAGAUGAAGAAUGUGUUCAGCAAACCUACAGAGCCCUAAAACCAUUACUUACUGGCUCUCAACCCUUCAAGUCACUUGUGCAAAAUGAAUCAAUAUCUCUUGGCGGACGCUCGCUUAGCUUCAAGAUACCGUCUCCUAACACAUCCACCACUACCAUGAUUUUCUGCGAAUUGGGUAACAAGACAGAUCCAAUUGCAGUAAUGAUGUCAUAUAUGAUAGGGUUUUUACUUGCCACAGCCGCUGAUCGAGAAUUACGCAUGGAAAAAUGUUUGGGUUAUUAUGUCGAUGCAGCACCACAAAUGUUCAGUACUAGCGUUGGAAUCAGGUUGGCAAUAACUAGCUCAUUUCAUAGCUCCACUUGUCUUGAGCAACAUAUAAGGGUCUUUUUAAAGGAAUGGAGUACCCGAUUGUCAUCAUAUACUGCACAAGAAUUCGAUACCAUCAAGAACAACUUUACGGUUUCUUAUGUUGACAGUCCAAGAGAUUCGACACUAACAGAUCCACCGUCCUGUCCAGUAUACAGGGUACCACACACUCAGGGGAGUUCCAACAUAGGUGAGGGGAAAAAUACAAAAAGGCAUAGACAUAACUGGGGUAAGAUUGUCACUGGUAAUUACCAUUUUGGAGGCAAGUUUGGUGAAGAAGAAGUAUCAAGAAACAAAGUUAUAAAUUUGGAGAGCUCUUAUUUCAUUGAAUUUGUCAAGGACAAGCUCUUGCUGCCCUCAGCACUAACAGUUCUGGGAGAGUCUUCAAAAGAAUGCAACAUCAAUUUACCCAAAAGGAGCUGGUUACGGCGGUCCUUUGACUUCAAGAAACACACUAGAUGUUACCAAGAGUCUGAAUCAAGUCCCCUUUCAAGCAUUGUGCAGUUCAAUGAGGUAAUCAACGACGAUGUGCUCAGUGACGUUUAUGGCCUUUAUACUGACUAA